UUCACCAUCCUUCUGUGUACCCUUGCCUAAAUCUAUCAGCUUCAUUUCUGUAUUUUGAUUUUCUAAAGUGUUUACGUUGCUCUAUCUAUACUAAUUCAUCCACUCCAAGAAUUCCAGUGGUUCCGUACAGUUAAAAGCUAGGGGGAAAUAAUUGUUAAUAAUCGAUAGGAAAAAUCGUGAAAGUUAGAUGAUGAAGCAGUUUGUGAUCCAAAAAAAGGCGAUUGGAAUCAGCCGUGAGGAGACGCGAAGCUCCAUUCCGAUGGCAGUUAUGGUUAUGGAUCGGGGAGAGACUAUGGUCUGCCCAAAACCACGUCGUUUGAGUCUCUUGAACACCUCCUUCAACGACCAGUCUGUUAGGCCCCUUAGAUGGCAACUUAGUCAUCAAGGGGAGUUUUGUGAUUCAAAUCCAGGGAGCGAUGUUAUGGAUAUGAUUCUUACAAAGGGUGGUUGUGUAGCUGAGGAAAGUCAUACACAAGUGGCGUCACCGCCCCCAUUUUUUUGUUGCUCACCGCCGAGCAGAGUAACUAACCCAUUAAUACAGGAUGCCCGAUUUGGGGAUGAGAAGGUCAUCACCCCACUUUCAUCGCAGUCUCCGAUCCCACCUCCUUUGGGCUUGUCCUCGUCUCCAUCAUCCGGUUCAAGGAAAGGGAGCUGUGUUCGAGCAAGUUUUGGUAAUAAACCCGCGGUGAGAGUCGAGGGGUUCGAUUGCCUUGACAGGGAUAGCCGAAAUUGCAGCAUCCCUGCAGUGGCUUAGAAUCCAUUUCAAUCCCCAAUAAGAGUACAUCGAAAACGAUGAAGAGGAGCUUAGAACCCUUCUCCGAUGUAAAUACUUUUGGAGGGGUUCUUUGUAUGUAAUGUGAACGAGUUUGUUGAACAAAAUAAAGCAUAGAGCCGUAGUUUAGGUGCAGAGUAAAAUGUUGGGAAACCAUACCGCAAGAUGGAAGAUGGUUUGAGGUGUGUUGAUAGCCACAGUGUAGUGUCUCUGGUCG
Hibiscus syriacus is the source of this 989-nucleotide messenger RNA. RefSeq lists its product as uncharacterized. Bases 188 to 754 code for a protein of 188 amino acids. The transcript has 4 exons. NCBI's taxonomy places the organism in Eukaryota, Viridiplantae, Streptophyta, Magnoliopsida, Malvales, Malvaceae. The record is from RefSeq and is a predicted model, not a curated record.